AUGAAGAUCUCUACAACAAACAUCUGCCGUAUCGCCUCUCUGCUGGCGCAGGGUGUUCAAUGUAGCGCCUCGCCCGCCUCUUCUUGGGAUGCCUGCGCCAGUCUGUCCUGGGCGCUCCCCGGCAAGGUUUCAUACCGCAAUUCGUCAGCGUUCGCCCUGUCCAACGACUACUGGUCUGCACGACAGACCGAUGUGCCGCCGGAAUGUUUUGCAUACCCUGAGAGCACCGGCGACAUUUCCGUCAUGGUAAAGCUCCUGACCUCCCUAUCGGCCUCUUUCACCGUCAAGAGUGGCGGUCACACUGCUCACCUGGGCUCGAACCUCCCCGGCGGCGUCACAAUCGACCUCGCGCGCCUUAGCCAGGUGAAAGUCUCGGCCGACCGGGAAACAACCUCGAUCGGCUCAGGUGCUCGCUGGGUGCAAGUCGCUGCAACCCUUGACCCGAUGGGGCUUGCCGUCGUCGGCGGGCGCAUGGGCGACGUUGGAGUGUCUGGCCUCAUCCUCGGCGGUGGAUUGUCUUACUUUUCGGGCGACCGUGGUUGGGCAUGCGACAAUGUUCGUACUUACGAGGUGGUCUUGGUCUCUGGUGAGGUGGUGGAAGCCACGCCCGAGCAGAACCCUGACCUCUACUGGGCGUUGCGCGGUGGUGGAGGUUCCAGCUUCGGCAUUGUCUCCCGCUUCGACCUCGUCACCUUUCCCCAAGGUGACCUCUGGAGUCUCCAGCAAUACCAUCCGCCCGCGGUCCGAGCCGAUCUCUUCUCGGCAUAUGUGGAUCUUACCGUGAGCGGUCUUAACUCAGACCCAGAUGCGCACAACUUCUUGGUUUUUGCCGACAGCCCACUCAUUGGCACCGAGCUUGCCAUAAACUACAUGUACCAUGCCACACCUCCGGCAACCAGCGGCGCCAUCCCUCCCGUGUUUGCCAAAACCGCCGCCGUUUCGAACGCGCUCAUAAACACGACACUGGUCGGAAACCUCUCGGCCAUCUACGCCUCUCUAUCCGGCGACCCCAAUGGAAGCCGCAGGGCCUGGACCAACGUCGCCGUGCACCUCAAGGAAGGAUCCGAGCAGCUGCUCGAAGAUGUUUAUACGAUCACGCAGGGCCAUCGUUCGCGCGUCAAGGCUCUGGCCACCCAGACCAACGACACCUCCGCCUGGGUCCUGUUCGGGCUGCAUCCAAUCACCACCGACUUGCUCGAGGCCAUGCAGAAGAAUGGCGGCAACGCCCUGGGCCUGCGUCCUGAGGAUGGACCCCUGACCCUUGUUCAAAUCAACACCAUCUGGGCGCACUCUGACCUCGACGAGCGCAUACUGGCAAGCGCCGACCAGGCGAUCGCUGAGGUUCGCACCCUCGCCACCGAGAGGGGCGCCAUGGCUGACUUUAUCUACAUGAACUAUGCCGCGCAGAGCCAAGACGUCUUUGCCGGCUACGGCAAGGCGAACGAGGAGCGGCUGACCAAGGUUGCGCAGAAGUACGACCCCAACGGCACUCUGAAGAAGCUGUGGAAGGGCUAUUUCCAAGUAUGA
Molecule: messenger RNA, 1527 nt
Organism: Pyricularia grisea
Lineage: Eukaryota; Fungi; Ascomycota; Sordariomycetes; Magnaporthales; Pyriculariaceae
Exons: 1
Coding region: 1-1527 (508 amino acids)
Molecular function (GO): FAD binding
Source: RefSeq, a predicted model, not a curated record